AUGUUGGAACAAAGAGAGUAUGAUUUUGCCACAUUGAAGGACAAGCAUACUCUACUGGAGGUUCAGGUAUGGCUGCAUGGAGAUGGCAUGAAUGCGACCAAAGGAACCUAUAUGGCAAAGCUGGAAGAACUCAAAAGGUUUGGUGCCUCUAUGGAUGCGUGCUACAGAGAGCGCGAAGAAAUAUGUCCCACUCUGGAGCAACUAGUGUACCGCAUCCGCAGUUUCAGAGAAGCUGCACUGUCCAGUGACCCAAAGUUCAAUCACAACGACAUAUCAGAUAAACAACAGGUUCUCGGUGAGUGCUCGGCAGUGCAGAAUUGGUUGGUUGCUCUACUGAAUCCUGCUCUCCUUGUUUCUGACCUUAGGAAGAAGGCCGAAGCACUUGACCAAUUCUGCAAGCCGAUCAUGGCGAAUCCAACACUAGCACCGGAGCCACAGACCCCACCCCUGUCGGAAACCGCAGAAUCAAAGGGUCAAACACCAGAGGAACACCAUGGCGGUGCCACUGAAGCUAGCAAGCCGGCCAGUGAGGGAGGUGCACAGGAGCUGCCUGCAGCCGAGCAAAUGGGUACUGAAAAACCUGAUUGUUCUCCCAAUACUUCCUUGGCAUGCGCCUAUUGUUGUUCAAAGGAGGUUUUAUAUCCGUCAGUGACUGGAUUUCUCUGUGUUGGUACUUGGUAG
This is a messenger RNA of Triticum dicoccoides, 681 nucleotides long. Its product is annotated as heat shock 70 kDa protein 15-like. Gene Ontology annotation, cellular component: nucleus; cytosol. NCBI's taxonomy places the organism in Eukaryota, Viridiplantae, Streptophyta, Magnoliopsida, Poales, Poaceae. The record is from RefSeq and is a predicted model, not a curated record. Gene Ontology annotation, biological process: protein folding. Bases 1 to 681 code for a protein of 226 amino acids. Gene Ontology annotation, molecular function: ATP binding; ATP-dependent protein folding chaperone. The transcript has 2 exons.